Oncorhynchus gorbuscha (pink salmon) is the source of this 1996-nucleotide messenger RNA. Its product is annotated as heparan sulfate glucosamine 3-O-sulfotransferase 3A1. Gene Ontology annotation, molecular function: [heparan sulfate]-glucosamine 3-sulfotransferase activity. Bases 425 to 1693 code for a protein of 422 amino acids. NCBI's taxonomy places the organism in Eukaryota, Metazoa, Chordata, Actinopteri, Salmoniformes, Salmonidae. The record is from RefSeq and is a predicted model, not a curated record. The transcript has 2 exons.
UUGAUACAACUACCACGUGUUUAAAAUGAAAUAAAGGUGCUGAAUUUAUGCAACAUCAUUUUAAACAACAAACAGUCUACAUGUUGUAUUCUCAUCGUGGCUAGAGUACUGACAAUGCUGUUUUGGCAAUACAUUAUUGGUUUAAUGCGGGAGAGCCAUCCAUUGACAUUUAGAACUGCACUGCGUAUUCAACUGUUUUCUGACGUUGAAGUAGACUUACAAUAUUAUUUAUUAUAAGGACUCGAGCGCUGGGACACAUGUGAGCGUUAUUUUUGAGUGAGCCGCGUGCAAGGUCUAAUCCACUGGUGGAUGCGGAGCAAGCUCCGGUAGCCUACGAGCUGUCCCCUCUAUUUCUUAAUGGCAAGACCCGACAAUGUCUGCCUAGCAUGGCUGUGGCUUCUGAACCGGAGACCCAAGGACCGUUAUGGCUUUUAGCCGAGUCUAUUCGGACCCCCUGUCCCGAGGCAUUUUCAAGAAAUUCGUGGUCAUGCUGUGUUCUCUCCUCACCUCCCUGUACUUCCUCCACUGCCUCACGGACCGCUGCAGCAGCAUGCCCACGCCGGUGAAAGCAUCCAGCCAAGUCGUGGGCUUCUUCGCCUCGGAACUACACGACUUGAGGUCGCUGAGGAGGAAAAGACUGUUACAGAAAUGGACCACAGGAUCCAAGCCGGGCUUGAGCUACGAGAGCGCCGACGACGCUAGACGCGCCUCCGAGUAUUCCCGGUUCAACGAUGCUGAUACCGGACAGGUUUUGUACGAACCGGGACAUCAGGUGGACAGUGAUAACGAAAAUAACCGAGAACUGUCGCAUUAUACGCAGCCUUCUUUGGGUGAUAUAGUUUAUUCGAAGAGAUUAGCACCUCGGUUUAUGGUGAAGACGGGGAGUACAGGUAAACUCAGUCCGCUUGGAGACGGGACCAAGAAGCUUCCCCAGGCGAUGAUCAUCGGUGUAAAGAAAGGAGGGACGCGCGCGCUGCUCGAGUUCCUCCGCGUGCAUCCAGACAUCCGAGCUGUGGGAGCCGAACCGCACUUCUUCGACCGCAACUACGAGAAUGGACUGGAGUGGUACAGGGAGCUGAUGCCCAAGACCCUGGAAGGCCAGAUCACCAUGGAGAAGACCCCCAGCUACUUUGUGACCAGAGAGGCCCCGGCCCGGAUCUCCGCCAUGUCCCGGGACACCAAGCUUAUUGUGGUGGUGCGGGACCCCGUCACCAGGGCCAUCUCUGACUACACGCAGACGCUGUCCAAGAAGCCCGACAUUCCCACCUUUGAGAGCCUGACCUUCAAAAACAGGACUACGGGGCUCAUCGACACAUCCUGGAGCGCCAUCCAGAUCGGCAUCUAUGCCAAGCACCUGGACAACUGGCUGCAGUACUUCCCCAUGGGUCAGAUCCUGUUUGUGAGUGGAGAGCGUCUGAUAAGUGACCCGGCCGGAGAGCUGGGCCGGGUGCAGGACUUCCUGGGACUCAAGAGGAUCAUCACAGACAAACACUUCUACUUCAACCAGACCAAGGGCUUCCCCUGCCUCAAGAAGGCUGAGGGCAGCAGCAAGCCCCACUGCCUGGGCAAAACCAAAGGGCGGACCCACCCCAACAUCCACCCAGAGGUGGUGCAGAGGCUACGGGACUUCUACAGACCUUUCAACAUGAAGUUCUACCAGAUGACUGGACAGAUAUUUGGUUGGGACGAUUGACUGGGCCUCAAGUACUGGAUGCUCAGUGGAGAACACUGAGGACUAUUGACAAUACCAAAUUACUGUGCGACAUCCACAAUACUAAGCCUAGAAGCAAUAUUUGUCAAUGAGAGAGAAGAAAGUAGCCUAAUCUGCUCUUACUGGGAAGCCAGAUAUGCAAUAUGUUUCACUGUGUUACGUAUUCCUGUCAUGCAGGUGAAAGAGGACCCAAAAGCGACUUGGCGAAAACAGAGUCUUUAAUCCAGUAAAGUGAAUACAAUCAAAAAAACACAACUUUCACUCGAAAUGACGAGGACAAACUGG